Messenger RNA from Juglans microcarpa x Juglans regia, 1130 nucleotides. Its product is annotated as acid phosphatase 1-like. The transcript is spliced from 3 exons. Lineage: Eukaryota; Viridiplantae; Streptophyta; Magnoliopsida; Fagales; Juglandaceae. The record is from RefSeq and is a predicted model, not a curated record. The coding region runs from base 155 to 940 and encodes 261 amino acids. Gene Ontology annotation, molecular function: acid phosphatase activity.
UUGUGCGUUACGUUCGGGGGCCUAAUAGCCCGCUUUCCGCGUGGGAGCCAAUAAUAGAGCUCGAAAACGAGAACCAAUCUGUGUCUCCGUUCGAUUCUCAUCUGAAGAGGAAAACCGGAAGCUUUCCCGAAAGAGCUUUCUUGGUUUUCCGACAAUGGCCUCUGGCCAAUUCCUCACCCCUAUCUUCGUCUUCCUUCUCUGCCUUGUAUCCACCACAGCUUCGCCAUCAGUCAUCCAAAUCUCGCGGGAGAACACCGUCUCCGGAUACAGCAAUCUCCGGAUAGACGACGAUCUUUACUGCGAAAGCUGGAGGUUUUCCGUAGAGACCAACGACGCCGGCUACUGGUCCACUAUUCCGGCAAGAUGCUUGCAGUUCGUAGAGGAUUACAUGACCAGCGAGCGGUACCUGUACGACUCGGAGUUUGUGGCACGGGACUCUUUGGCAUUUGCGAAGACGGUGGAGAUGGCCGGUGACGGGAGGGACUCGUGGAUCUUCGAUAUCGAUGAGACUCUGCUCUCGAACCUGCCGUACUACGAGGCCCACGGGUUCGGAUCAGAGUCCUUUGAUGAGAGCUCUUUUGACUCCUGGGUGGAUUUGGCAGAGGCUCCAGCUUUACCAGCAAGUUUGAGUCUUUACAAAGACCUCAAACAGCUGGGGUUUACAUUAUUUCUGUUAACUGGACGGGGUGAAUACCAGAGGAAUGUCACAGAGAAAAAUCUUCUAUAUGCGGAGUUCACCGGCUGGGAACGGCUUAUCCUGAGGGGGCCUUCCGAUCAGGGCAAACCUGCAAUAGUCUAUAAAUCAGAGAAGAGAACGGAGUUGCAAGAUGAAGGUUAUAGGAUUCAUGGAAGUAGUGGUGACCAGUGGAGUGACCUGUUGGGAUUUGCCAUAGCUAGACGGUCCUUUAAACUUCCAAAUCCAAUGUAUUAUAUUGCUUGAUUAAGGUACGAACAUCGGGCAAUUGUACAAAACCAUGAUCUUCGUGUUGUUGUUGUAACCCAUUUCCUUGUACAUUCAAGGGCGGGGACUGGCCCUGGCCGGUAUAAGGAUGGCCUAACUCCAUCCAAAACCCUCUUAUGAACUUACUAUUCGUCUUGCUAAGAAUUAAGAUGGAUGUUGAAUUUACUAA